CCCCAGUUCAUAGGGGCACCCACACGCCUCUCUCUCUUAAAUGUUCUCCCUCUAAAACACUCUCUCUCUCUCUCUCUUUCUCUCUAGCUUGCAUGUAUGGGCGUGAAGUUUAUUAGUUUAAAAGGUUUGUUAUUUAGAGCUCUGCAUAAGUGGAGGGAGAGGUUUCUGAGAUUUCAAAGCAGACCCAGACCCAGUUUGGUUUGGUCCCAAAUUUGUGCUGAUUUCUUACUAUAUUGAUUAAAUUACUGUAAAAUAAGCAAAUUUGCCAAAUGGGUAUUGUAAAUCAAGAAGCGAUCAAGCAGUUUCAGUUGCUAUUGGAGCAAGCAGAUGAGCCAUUGAAGAACUCAUUCAAGAAUGUGCAUCAGGGGUAUCCAGCUGAAGCAUUGGAGCGUUUUCUUAAAGCAAGAGAUUGGAAUCUUGGCAAAGCCCAUAAAAUGUUGAUUGAUUGUUUGCAAUGGAGGUUGCAAAAUGAGAUCGAUAAUAUAUUGUCGAAACCUAUCGUUCCUGAUGAUUUGUACAGAGCUGUUCGGGACUCUCAGCUUGUGGGAUUGUCUGGUUACUCAACAGAGGGUCUUCCUGUCAUUGCUGUUGGGGUCGGACUCAGCACCUUCGACAAAGCAUCUGUAAAUUACUAUGUGCAGUCACACAUUCAAAUGAAUGAAUAUAGAGAUCGUGUAGUUUUGCCUUCUGCUACGCGGAAGUAUGGACGGUAUAUUGGUACUUGUCUUAAGGUUUUGGAUAUGACCGGUCUGAAGCUUUCCGCACUUAACCAAAUAAAGCUUUUGACAGUCAUAUCUACAAUAGAUGACUUGAACUACCCAGAGAAGACCGAUACAUACUAUAUCGUCAAUGCCCCGUACAUAUUUUCAGCGUGUUGGAAGGUUGUCAAACCUCUAUUACAGGAAAGAACCAGGAGGAAAAUUCAGGUGCUUCAGGGUUGUGGAAGAGAUGAGUUACUGAAAAUAAUGGAUUAUGCAUCCCUCCCACAUUUUUGUAAAAGGGAAGGAUCUGGGUCUUCUCGGCAUACUGGGAAUGGAAUCGCCGACAAUUGUUUUUCCUUGGAUCAUCCGUUCCAUCAAGAUCUCUACAAUUAUGUCAGGUUCCAAGCUGAGUCAUUGGAGACUGCUCAACUAACCAAAGAAGGGUCGUUUCAUGUAAAGUUCCCUGAGCCAAACCCCGAUGAUGCUGAGAUUGCAAGAACGAUUGAAUCCGAGUUCCAAAAGUUUGGAAACAAAAACGGCCUUUCCAAGUCGAUGAGCAACCUGAGAGUUAACGGUUCAUGAAAAACUUGCACAACGACAGAUUACCACCACCACACGAUGAGUCCGGCCGUCGAUGAUGUUGAAGCCCUACUAGUAGAUUGGUAAACACACACAAAACCAUCGUUUAUAGAUGGAGAGUUCUUCAAUUAUUAAUGUAAUAGUAUGUAUUUGCUUGCAUCAACUCGAUGCAGGUGUUAUAGGACACAAUACUGAUCUGGUUUAGUUUAAACACCACCAACUUGGGUGGAUGAUCGAUCAUAUGUAUCCUUGUGUUGUUAGAACAUGUAGGAGAAACGAUGGAGCAAGUUUGCUCAUACACAUGCUAAUUGCUUCUUGACUAA
Molecule: messenger RNA, 1603 nt
Organism: Humulus lupulus (European hop)
Lineage: Eukaryota; Viridiplantae; Streptophyta; Magnoliopsida; Rosales; Cannabaceae
Product: SEC14 cytosolic factor-like
Exons: 11
Coding region: 270-1283 (337 amino acids)
Source: RefSeq, a predicted model, not a curated record